UUUGCAUUUCCUGAACAGAAAGUGCUAUGUGCUCUGGAGGUAGCCUGUGGUUCCUCGCAUGUUAAAGCAGAUGCAAUUGGAACUGACUUCCCAGACUUCCCUCUGGAUGUAUGCCCAGGAGUGAGAUUCCUGGAUCAUAUGAAAACCAAAAUGAUCAAGAUGGGGUGAAAGGAGUAGAGCCAACUAUCUGCAGGCUCAGCACGGAGCUGCCGCAGAUGGUAGAGGAUGACAUCCCACGGCACUCAGUGGAGGAGUCCUAUUUGACUUACUCAGCUCUUCCUGACCUGUCAGACUCCUUCUGGCCUUAUAGGAGCACCGCCAUCUACUCAUUUGAGGGAUUGGAACUCUCUUAUGCUCGGGAUGUCACCAAAAAUCAUACUGUUCUUGAGGAAGAAGAGGAACAAGACCAAAUAUGUUCCAGCGCACCUGACCCCAGAAGCCUCAGUAGUGAGCAGCCGGUGGUAGAAGAGAAUGAAGGCCCACAGGACUCACUGGAUGAAUGUUAUUUGACCAGUUCUGUUGGCCAUGACCUGUCAGACUCCUGUAGGCCUGACAGAGGUGCCUCAUUCCCUUGGGACCAACAGGGAGUCUUCUCAGCGCUUGCUGUACAUGGUGACUCCUGGGAGGACCGUCGCCAAGGGCCUUUGAGUUUCCAAGGGUCAGAGAUGGAAGCUUCACAAGCACAACUGCAGACAAGCACCCAGGUGACCCAUCACCUGCAGCUGCAGCGGGACCAGCAGUUUGACUGUGGUGACGGCAACGCCAGGCUCGGCCUUCCCUCCACCGUGUGGGGCUUCACAGCCAACACUGACCAAGGGCUGCCCCUGCAAGAGCUGGGUUUGGAUGCUUCCAUCGGAAUGAAGAUCCCUCCCAAGGUGGAGGGCGAGGGCUCAGCUGCCAGCCAGCAUGAACGUCAAGUCUCUAGCAACAGUAAUGCCUCCAGUGUCCUGAAGCAGAAGAUUCUGCGAAGAAAACUGCUGCGCAGCAAGUGGAGAAUAGCAUGCAGGUUCCCUGGCCUUCAAGCGUAGGGGACAGAGCACCAGCCUCGGGCUCCCCCUUCAGCCCCUCCUCUCAAGAGGAUCCCAGCCUGCUCCUGACUCUUGUCACCAUGUGGUCAUCCCUCCAGGCUCAGCCGUCAGCAGAA
Molecule: messenger RNA, 1144 nt
Organism: Camelus dromedarius (Arabian camel)
Lineage: Eukaryota; Metazoa; Chordata; Mammalia; Artiodactyla; Camelidae
Product: neuroblastoma breakpoint family member 4-like
Exons: 9
Coding region: 111-1028 (305 amino acids)
Source: RefSeq, a predicted model, not a curated record